This is a messenger RNA of Notolabrus celidotus (New Zealand spotty), 7123 nucleotides long. Its product is annotated as cryptochrome-1-like. Gene Ontology annotation, molecular function: FAD binding; DNA binding. The transcript is spliced from 15 exons. Gene Ontology annotation, biological process: entrainment of circadian clock by photoperiod; negative regulation of DNA-templated transcription; circadian regulation of gene expression. The coding region runs from base 173 to 2161 and encodes 662 amino acids. Lineage: Eukaryota; Metazoa; Chordata; Actinopteri; Labriformes; Labridae. The record is from RefSeq and is a predicted model, not a curated record. Gene Ontology annotation, cellular component: cytoplasm; nucleus.
ACUCUUAUGAAACAAACUAGUGCAGCGGCAGGGAAGCAGGUACAGAGAGAUUGUGAUCCAUAGACUUCAAGCUGCUACAAGACUCCUCCGUUCAUCCAAACAGUGGGAAGAAAUGCUUCUAUCUUUGGGCUGGACAUACAUAUAACCACCGGGGAGCUUUGACAAGAUUAGAAUGGCCCCAAAUUCCAUUCAUUGGUUCCGAAAGGGCCUCCGUCUACACGACAACCCAGCACUACGAGAGGCAAUUAAAGGGGCAGGCACGGUGCGCUGCGUUUACUUUCUGGACCCAUGGUUCGCAGGAUCCUCCAACGUCGGGGUCAACAGGUGGAGGUUUCUCCUCCAGUGUUUAGAGGACUUGGACGCCAGCCUUCGCAAGCACAACUCCCGCCUUUUUGUCAUCAGGGGCCAACCAGCCAACGUGUUCCCUCGUCUCUUUAAGGAGUGGAAGAUCUCUCGGCUGACCUUUGAGUAUGACUCAGAGCCUUUCGGUAAGGAGAGAGACGCCGCCAUCAAGAAGCUGGCCAUGGAGGCGGGAGUGGAGGUCAACGUCAAGAUAUCACACACGCUCUACGACCUGGACAAGAUCAUCGAGCUGAACGGCGGGCAGCCUCCUCUCACCUACAAGCGUUUCCAGACCCUCAUCAGUCGACUGGAUCCGCCCGAGAUGCCCGUGGAGACGCUGUCCGACUCUCUGAUGGGUCGCUGCGUCACUCCCAUCUCUGACGACCACGGGGACAAGUACGGGGUCCCCUCCCUGGAGGAGCUAGGCUUUGACAUAGAGGGCCUGCCGACAGCUGUGUGGCCGGGAGGAGAGACCGAGGCUCUGACGAGGAUAGAGCGCCAUCUGGAGAGAAAAGCGUGGGUGGCUAAUUUUGAGCGCCCCAGGAUGAAUGCCAACUCGCUGCUGGCCAGCCCGACAGGCCUCAGCCCCUACCUGCGCUUCGGCUGCCUCUCGUGUCGCCUUUUCUACUUCAAGCUCACCGACCUCUACCGCAAGGUGAAGAAGAACAGCUCCCCUCCGCUCUCUUUGUACGGCCAGUUACUGUGGCGGGAGUUCUUCUACACGGCGGCGACCAACAACCCGCGCUUCGACAAGAUGGAGGGCAACCCCAUCUGCGUCCGCAUCCCGUGGGACAAGAACCCCGAAGCGCUCGCCAAGUGGGCCGAAGCCAAAACGGGCUUUCCCUGGAUAGACGCCAUUAUGACUCAGCUGAGGCAGGAGGGCUGGAUCCAUCAUCUGGCCAGGCAUGCAGUGGCCUGCUUCCUCACCAGGGGGGACCUCUGGAUCAGCUGGGAGGAAGGGAUGAAGGUCUUCGAGGAGCUCCUUCUCGACGCAGACUGGAGCGUGAAUGCAGGCAGCUGGAUGUGGCUGUCCUGCAGCUCAUUUUUCCAGCAGUUUUUCCACUGCUACUGCCCCGUGGGCUUCGGCCGGCGCACCGACCCCAACGGGGACUUCAUUAGACGAUACUUACCUAUCCUCCGAGGUUUCCCCGCUAAGUACAUCUACGACCCGUGGAACGCCCCGGAGUCUGUGCAGGCGGCGGCCAAGUGCAUCAUCGGAGUUCACUACCCGAAGCCGAUGGUGCACCACGCAGAGGCGAGCCGGCUCAACAUCGAGAGGAUGAAGCAGAUCUACCAGCAGCUCAGCCGGUACCGGGGACUCGGCCUGCUGGCUUCAGUGCCGUCCACCAAUGGGAACGGGAACGGAGGGAUGAUGGCUUACUCUCCUGGAGAGCAGCAGUCAGGGACCAACAACAACAAUAACAACUCACACAUGCCUGGAGUGUCGGGGAGCUCUGUAGCCACGGGUAAAGGCAACGGGAGCAUCCUCCUCAACUUUGAUAAUGAAGAACAGAGCAGACACAGCAGUGCUGCACAACAGCAGCAACGACUGCAACCUCUCCAACAGCAGCAGCAGCAGCAGCAGCAGCAGCAGCAGCAGCAUGGAUACCACUCAGUGCCAGACGCCAGCCAGACCAUCACCAGCAGCCGACUCUUCCACGAGUUCGCUGUGCCUCAACACCCGGGACUCCUCCUGCACUCCAGAAGCGGCAUCACAGGAAAGCGGGAGCGCGAGUCGGAACGCGAAGGCUCGGGGGAGAAAGAUCCGGCGUCCUGCUCCAUGAACAAGAUGCAGAGGCAGAGUGCACAGACCACGUAGGGUGGAAAUCCAGGAGACCAUCUGGAAUCCACAUUAGAGUCACCAUCUGGAGAAAGAGAGAGAGAGAAAGAGAGAGAGAGAGAGGAAAUCCCAACGUCGCCACCUGUCCUUUAAAACAACCCACAGCUCCACACCUCUUGGAACACACUCUACCUAACACUGCUUUGAUUCCACCGUCAGAAACUUGCAGGGUGCGAACACAAAGGUGAAAAUGUGACUCAGUUUUUUUGACUCUCUCUGGACAAAAACGCAACCUUCAGCUGGAUGGGUUAUUUGUAAAAUAGUAUAAAUAUAUAAAUAUAAAAACAUAUAUUGUUGUCUUAAAAGUGCGACCACCAGUCAGUAUAAACUGUAUAAUCUGAAGCAGCUAUAAAUGUACGUAGUCGUAUGUUUGGAGUUUACAACGCUCAUCCUAACGUCACCACCAGGAGAAUAACAAACACAUUAGUCUCUUUAUGAGGCUGAUGUUUUCAUGUUUUGUUCAUGAAACAUUUGUAAAUAGGCUGAUUUGGAUUUUUAAACAAAGUAGGAACUUUCUAUUUCAACACGCAGAAUGACUCAAACACUUCCUGCUUUGACGGGUUGUUUCAGGGACGUUAUCGAAGUCACUAGAAACCUUGAUGUCACUAGUUUGGGUGUAAAUAUCAUUCCCUUUUAGGCUCUGCAGACUUUCUAACACAGAUGUGAUAACUGGCCUGCUGAUUUUACGGGAACAUCUCUCACUGCCUCUCUAGAACACGAGAAUCAUCUCGAUUCGUAUCGGCAGCUAAAAAACUCUGAUUUGCAGAGUAAAGAGAAAGCAGCAGAUCGUGUAUUUUCCUUCUUAUUGUCAGUGCAGCUGAAGUGUACUCAAACUGCAUCUUUCAUACAAACAUGCAGCUGGGGAAAACUUCAAAAACAUCAGACAGAGCAACAAGUUUUUAAAAUGAUAAAACAUGGAGGAGUCAAACUCAGAAACGACCAGCAAAGAUACGCUCCAGUUUGAGAUGCACCUCCUGGUUUAGGAGUGUUUACAUGUUUACUUUUGUUCCUGGCUCUAAAACUGCCUUUUUUUUAAGAAUGUGGCAUUAUGGGUAAAAGAGUCCUUUUGUAGCUCUUGUUGUUGUUCUUCAUGGAAAGCGCUUUAAAGUGACGUCCGUGAGUCAGAUGUAAACACUGACAUGUAGCUUGACUUAAAGGUGACAUAUCAUGCAAAAUGGACUUCUUAAUGCUUCUCUACCUGAAAUAUGUGUCCCUGGCAUGUCUACAAAACCCCCUGAUUUCUCCACCUUUCUGUAACACCAUCCGGUCUGUAACAGGAAGUCAGAGCUCAGAGCUUAUUCAGCCCAUAGACUGUAUAAAAUACAACUCAACCCCUCCUCUGUUUUUCAUUCUCUGCACACACGUGUGCUAACAAGGAGCUUAGGAGGGAGGCAUGCUAGUUGUAGGCUGUCUUAAUAAACACAAAGGUUGGUUUGACUCCCCACGUCUGCAGAUUUGAAGAUCUAGUGGAGGAUUUUUAUUUUGCAUGAAAAAGUGCUAGCGCUACUUAGCAUAGCCACAUAGCUACAUGUCAAAUACUGACAAAUAAAACAACAAGAAACUCCGCCAGGAUCAGAUUCUGGAUCAGAUUCAGAGGGUUGAAGUAACGUCUAUGUGUCUAUGCAGCCAACAUGUAAACAUUAGAUCAAAGUGCUGGACAGCUGAAGCCACACCCACUUCCUGAGGGGGCGUGGUCAGAGAGCUCAUUCCCAUUUAAAGGCACAGACACAGAAAACAGCCUGUUCUGAGCAGGGCUGGAAAAAGAGGGGUUUACAGGCAGACCAGAAUCUGAUUUCAAAGUGUUUUUUUGAGCAUAAACUUUAAAGACAUGUUUUGGGGACCUCUUAGACCAAUAUAUGUUGAUGAAAAAGAGCAGAAUAUGUCACCUUUAACUUCCUGUUUAUCUGAUUCUGGGAUGGCGUGCGUGAGUCAUAAGCUCAUCCUCCACUUGUUCGCCAGUUUCGGGUGUUUCUCCGUCAUCCUGAGCUAUUUCUCAAUCCAUUGAAUCAUGUUUAGAAACAGAUAACAUCAGCUCUGAUCUAUGUUUUUGUCAAAGUCACGGUGAGCACAUUUCCUGUGAAAUAUCUUUAAAUAGAGUCAGUCACAUUUUCACCUUGGAACCCUCUUGUUUCUGAAAAGUCUCAAAGUCAUCUUCAGCGGGUAAAAAGAAGAGUAAACUGUGGAUUUCUCUGUGGAAAUGAAAAAACAACUUUGAUCCCGUCUUGCUGUGCAACACGUCAGAGACCUGGAAAAACAACAUUGUUGCGGGUAAACCCUCGAGGGUUCGGUGUCGAGGUGAACGUCUGCUGAACACAAGGACAGAACUAAAAGGCAGGCAGGUGGGCUGAGACCUCCUCUCAAAGCUGUACAUUUUUUUAAAGAUUUCUAUUUGUAUAAAAACCAAAAACUUGCUGAAGAAAAAAGGUGGGAGAAAAAAUACGCCGAAGGGACACAACAGACGACGGGCGACAGCAUCCGACUGAUUCUGUCGUGGAAAAACAGAAACCAACAUUCCUCAGAACCUUGUCCCCUCUCUUCAUGAAGGAUUUCUGCUACUGUACAAGGAGUUCAUUUAUGUAGGGAGACGCUCUGCAGCCCUCCUCAGGGGGGCAGAGGAGCGUUUCAAAAUCACGGCAACUUUGACCCAUCGACACUUGAAGUGUCACGAACUGGUCGCCGUACGGUUUGACGGCGGGGGGAGGAUUGUGUAACAGCCUUGGAAGGAUGAUAUUUAGUUUCAACCCCCUCCCUCCGCUGUCACCUCUGCUCCCGGCGAGAGGAAUGCAGUGGAAGUCAACCAGAGAAUGUAUGAAUCCCUCUGUAAAAUACACCCAUGCUGAUGUUAUUACCCCCCUGCUACCCUUCACACACACACACACACACACACACAUGACGCUACACUACAAACAUUUACAUACAAGUUUCACAAGCUGUGUCUGUGAACACUGGGGUCAUAAAAUCACACCAGGUCAUUCACCCUGAUCCGGUUUCGUCCACCUGUUCUCACGCUUUUCAAACCGGUUCCCGAUGAGCAAUUUGAACAUUGGAAGGCAGAGUCACGACACCGAAUUCAUGAGAAACAAGAAAAAGGAGGCGGUAAAAUCUGAAGCUGCUUAACACUCUAAACAAAAAAUAUUCAUGCAUCUAUUUGGAGACUUUAAAAAGUCAGCAGCGUAAACCUGGAAGUCUCAUAUGCAGGUUAAUUUUGUCAAGAGCUCUGCCUCAUUACUCCUUGAAACACAUCACAGGCUGGAUUUAAAAGCUGGUGCACACACUCAUAUGAACACACAGCCUUCUAAAUGUGAGACAGGAGAGGAGAGGUUCAUGCAGGCAGCCUCAAUCUGCAGUGAAACUCAAACAUCCACGAUGCAUUCAUGCACAACUGGCUUUUAAAGCAAUGCAUUUUGGAGUUUAAUCCAAAUUCUCUGCACGAAUGACAAAAUAAGGGCGUCACUUUGUAUUUAUUUCUGCUUUUCUGCCACUAAAUUACACAAAUAAUCACACAACAAUUUGAACAUUGGAAGGCAGAGUCAUGACACCAAAUUCAUGAGAAGCAAGAAAAGGAGGCGGUAAAAUAUGAAGCUGCUUAACACUCUAAACAAAAAAUAUUCAUGCAUCUAUUUGGAGACUUUAAAAAGUCAGCAGCGUAAGCCUGCAAGUCUUUUUUUGUUGCACACACGUCAAGAACUCUGCCUCAUUACUCCUUGAAAUACAACACAGGCUGGAUUUAAAAGCUGGUGCACACACUCAUAUGAACACACAGACUUCUAAAUGUGAGACAGGAGAGGAGAGGUUCAUGCAGGCAGCCUCAAUCUGCAGUGAAACUCAAACAUCCACGAUGCAUUCAUGCACAACUGGCUUUUAAAGCAAUGCAUUUUGGAGUUUAAUCCAAAUUCUCUGCACGAAUGACAAAGUAAGGGCGUCACUUUGUAUUUAUUUCUGCUUUUCUGCCACUAAAUUACACAAAUAAUCACACAACAAUUUGAACAUUGGAAGGCAUAGUCAUGACACCAAAUUCAUGAGAAACAAGAAAAAGGAGGCGGUAAAAUGUGAAGCUGCUUAACACUCUAAACAAAAAAUGUUCAUGCAUCUAUUUGGAGACUUUAAAAAGUCAGCAGCGUAAGCCUGCAAGUCUUGUUUGUUGCACACAUUACAAAAGCUCUGCCUCAUUACUCCUUGAAACACAACACAGGCUGGAUUUCAAAGCUGGAGCACACACUCAUAUGAACACACAGCCUUCUCAAUGUGAGACAGGAGAGGAGAGGUUCAUGCAGGCAGCCUCAAUCUGCAGUGAAACUCAAACAUCCACGAUGCAUUCAUGCACAACUGGCUUUUAAAGCAAUGCAUUUUGGAGUUUAAUCCAAAUUCUCUGCACAAAUGACAAAAUAAGGGCGUCACUUUGUAUUUAUUUCUGCUUUUCUGCCACUAAAUUAUAAAAAUACACACACACCUGACAAUACGUUCAACAUUUGAUGAAAAACCUACUAGACCACAACAUUCAGACUUUCUUCUGGUGUAUAUUUGUGUUCAAAUUUCAAAUUGCAUGCAGAUUGGGGCUGGAUAUUGGAUAUUUGUCCCAUCUGUGGAUCAUCCUGCCCUCAGCUUCAGGAGUAACAUCAGGGGGAGGGGGAGUGGGAGAGUAAAAUAUUGUAGUGCUUCUGUAUUAUAAUUCUGUCUGUUAUCAAGAGGAUUUAAAACAUGUUAGUUUUUGUAACUUUUAUCACUAUGGAGAAAACGAAAAACUAGUUGAACCAAGUUUUUAUUCUCGCUUUAUUUUCGUCUUUGUUUUGUUUUUGUUCUCCUUUCGGUGACGCGAAUGUGAAAACACGCCAUCUAUCAUCUCUGUAAUAUUACCGCUCUGUCUCUCCUUUGUGUUGUGAAAGGCUUUUCAUGUGCUUGAUCAAGUUCAGGACAGGAAAUUAAAAUUGUUACAACUUGAAA